UUCCGUUGGUUGUUUCUCAAUAAAUACCACUAACAUCUCUUUCUUACUCAUAUACAGAAAGAUGGAGAUUAGCAAUGACCCUGCUGCAAUGGCGACAAUGGCACCAUCGGCACCAGUCACAGCUCAACGACCUGUUCGGAGUGACCUUGAGUUAUCCAUUCCUAAGCCCUACAUGGCUAGAGCUAUGGCUGCACCGGACAUGGAACAUCCAGAUGGCACAAAAGAACACAGUGCUUGUGGCAUGAGUGUCCUCCAGCAGCAUGUCGCCUUCUUUGAUCAAGACAACAAUGGCAUUGUUUAUCCUUGGGAGACUUACACCGGGCUUCGAGCUAUUGGGUUUAAUGUACUCGUAUCUUUAGUUUUGGGAUUAGGUUUCAAUCUAGUAUUUAGUUACGUUUCUCUCCCUGGUUACAUUCCAAAUUUGCUGCUUCCAAUUCACAUAGCCAACAUACACAAAGGCAAGCAUCCAAGUGAUUCUGGGACAUACGAUACCGAAGGAAGGUAUCUUCCUGUUAACUUCGAGAAUAUGUUUAGCAAAUAUGGCAAAACAGCCCCAGAUAAGCUAACCUUGAGAGAGCUAUGGAACAUGACGCAAGGAAAUCAUGUUGCAUUCGAUAUUGUGGGAUGGAUAUUAAACAAGUUUGAGUGGGGGCUUGUAUACAUUAUAGCUAAAGAUGAGGGAGGUUACCUAUCAAAAGAAGCCAUGAGAGGUCUAUUUGAUGGCAGUUUGUUCGAGAAACUAGCCAAAACGAAGGCAGCCAAAGAGAAAAAGAAGACUUGAAAGCCAUCAUGUCCUUGUGCCCAAUGAAAUAAAAUCUGUACGCAACUACAAAACCACUCGUAUCAUUAUAGGCAAAAGGAAAGACAAAUACAUAUAUGUACGCAAUCUACCAGUGUGAAGUGUGUUGGAAUAAUGCAGAUUUUUAGGGAGUCUAAUUUAAUAUGGUAAGUAAUGUUUGAAUUAAAUUAGGUGUCUUUUACUUAUUGACUAAGGAGUUUUUAUGUUUCCUAUAAAUUGAUGUAUUUUGUCUUUCAAUUUUAAUAAGAGCUUCCCAAUUUUAAUAA
Messenger RNA from Lactuca sativa (garden lettuce), 1065 nucleotides. RefSeq names its product putative peroxygenase 3. Gene Ontology annotation, molecular function: monooxygenase activity; calcium ion binding. Lineage: Eukaryota; Viridiplantae; Streptophyta; Magnoliopsida; Asterales; Asteraceae. The record is from RefSeq and is a predicted model, not a curated record.